This is a messenger RNA of Entelurus aequoreus (snake pipefish), 659 nucleotides long. Its product is annotated as MKRN2 opposite strand protein-like. The record is from RefSeq and is a predicted model, not a curated record. Lineage: Eukaryota; Metazoa; Chordata; Actinopteri; Syngnathiformes; Syngnathidae. The transcript is spliced from 4 exons. The coding region runs from base 1 to 645 and encodes 214 amino acids.
AUGGAGCGCAGCGUCAUCCGUCUGAGCCACUGCCACAAGGACAUCUUCUGCUUCUCACUACCGGAGGAGUGUCCUGCCUGUGGGGAACGACUGAAGGGAGGCAGGCUUCAGGAGGCGCCAGUCAGCCUGCCCUCCCCGCUGGCUGACGGACACAAGAGCUCCUGCUGCCUCCUCAUCACACCCACUGAUGACAACAUGCGCAGAGACUUUGAAGGAACAUCAGAUCUGCACACUGGCAUCUCCAGCACUUCAGGAGUUGUGUACAACUACACUGAGAGAGGAGUAAGCAGAGAUGUGAGUGGCUGGCAACACUGCGUAAGCAUCCCUCUGGUCAGACCUGACAGGUUCCACCUCCUGGCUCAAUGGGAUCAGUACCUGGACCGCUUCUCAGACGUACCCUUGUGGGACCCUACCUGGCACAGCUUCGACGAAGACAACCACAACUGCUUCAGUUUUUGUCUCCAGUUCAUCAACAGCGUGUUGUCGGUGGAGGGACGACCUCCUCUGACCAGAGAAACGUUCACCCGCACUUUCAUCCUGCCGAGAAUGGCGAGGGUCUCUAAGUACAUGACGCUGUGCAGACAUAUCGAGAAAGAAUACUUCUACGUGGUGGACAGACAGGCCGAGGGCCAAGACGAAGCCUGAGUAGGAUGCUAAUG